CACAGUAUUCCUGACGAAAUGGCGGAAAAGGCAAGUAAAGCUCUAGUUCAAGCUGCUGAGAUCGGCUCACUUCAAGGAGUUAAAGCUGCUUUGGAAGCUGGUGCAGACAUUGACCACGUCCAGGAAGUCAACAACAUCACCGGCACUGCACUGUUCAUCGCUUCCCACCGGGGAUAUGUAGACAUAUUAAAGCUGCUGCUCUGCAAGGGGGCGUCUGUAACGAAGAGAGGCGAGGGUGCAGUGGCAGCCGCCCCCCUCCAUGUAGCAGCGCUCCGAGGACAUACAGAAGUGGUGGACUUGCUGGUACAUCAUGGUGCAACAUUAGACAUAAGGGAAGCCUACCAGAAGACACCACUCAUGAUCGCCGGUAGUUGGGGUCAAGUUGACACAGUUCGGCAACUGAUUCAGCUCGGAGCAAGAGUUGAUUUGACAGACUUUCGUGGCCACACGGCUCUGAUGCACUGCGAGAUGUCCCCCUUUGUCUUAGACCAAGAAUUUGCAGAGAUGAUGGCGUUGCUACAAGAGGCAAUGGAGACCAGGCUGUUGAGAUGCUGUUAUCCUCCGUGUGGCAAACCAGGCUACAGGUCCACCUUGAAGCUGUGUGGCCGGUGCAAGCUGACCCGGUACUGCAGCCGUGACUGUCAGAAACAACACUGGACUGUCGGACACAAGAAGUGCUGUGGACAUGACGCGUACACUGGCGAGACACCAGACCCCUUCCAUGAAAUGACCAAGUACAAGUUCACACUACCAGGGGGAUUAUCAUCAGAGAGAAUCCUACAACACUUAUUUCCAGAAAAAUUCCCGCAGGUUCGUGAAGUUGUAGGUCCCAAAAACCAGUGAACCAUGCAUGCAGUAGUAA
Molecule: messenger RNA, 862 nt
Organism: Branchiostoma belcheri (Belcher's lancelet)
Lineage: Eukaryota; Metazoa; Chordata; Leptocardii; Amphioxiformes; Branchiostomatidae
Product: ankyrin repeat and SOCS box protein 11-like
Exons: 5
Coding region: 19-843 (274 amino acids)
Molecular function (GO): protein binding
Source: RefSeq, a predicted model, not a curated record